GGACGGUUCAGUAAAAGGGGGGAUUGAAAAAAAAAAAACUUCUUGACAAGCGAGAGUUUCAUACAAAAGGUCUCAUGGCUCAUCAAGCUCAAGAGAUACAGCUAGCUAGGGAUUUGGUGGGACAAGGUCAAGCUGAUGGUAAUGAGAAUCCUAAUGUGGCUGCUGAAGUUGGGAAUGCAAACAGAGUGAGUGUUGUAAUGGUGUCAUUAGAUGACACUGGUCCUUGUAUUCGGCUAAUCUGGUCUAUUGGUGCUCUUAUGCUCUAUAUAGCAAUUGGAUUGAGUGUGUACUUGACAAGUCACAAUUUCAAUCGCAGUUACACAAAACAUUUUGUAGAUGGCAUUUACUUCAUAAUGGUAACACUAUCUACAAACGGAUAUGGAGAUAUCACACCAAAAAAUACAAGUAUGAAGGUCUUUACAAGUUUUUAUACAUUGCUGGGUUUUUGGAUCUAUGGUCCUCUCGUCGAAAAGACGAUGGAAUAUAUUUGUUAUAAAUUGGAGGCGGCAUUGUGCAGAAUAAUACAAAAAUACAAAUGCUUAUUGAUAUUCAUAUGCAUGGUGGACAUACACGAAGUAAGAUUCAGGACACGAUUCAGGAUUUGCAUGGCUUUAGGGAUUAUCAUUCUCUGGAUUGCUAUAGGACUAAUUGGAGUGCAUUAUUUUGAGCACAAGAAUUUGGUCGAUAGUUUCUAUCUCACCAUGGUAUCUAUCUCCACAGUUGGAUAUGGAGAUUUAUCGUUCCAAACACUAAACGGAAGAUGCUUCGCAUUUAUUUGGCUAUUUGGAUGCAUACUGAUAGUAAGGAGAACAUUUAAUUACCUCAUUGGCAGUGGUAUAGAUUGGCUCACUACUAACACUAGGAGGAUCACAAUACCAAGACAAGUAUUGGAGGCUGACAUUGAUAUGGACAAAUCGAUCUGUAAAGCUGAGUUUAUCUUACAAAUUCUAAAGCAAAGGGGAAGUGUAACGACGGAGCAAAACAUUCAAGAAAUAAGCCAAAUCUUCAAUUCCUUAGACAGUCGCAAUGGCAAACUCAGUUUAGAAGCUCUUGCUGCCUAUCUUGCUGCCCAGCCAAGAGAUGUCUAGUAGAAGUACAGGAAAAUGCAUUUUCCUCUAGACGUUUUUAUCUACUCUAUCU
Molecule: messenger RNA, 1140 nt
Organism: Gastrolobium bilobum
Lineage: Eukaryota; Viridiplantae; Streptophyta; Magnoliopsida; Fabales; Fabaceae
Product: two-pore potassium channel 3-like
Exons: 3
Coding region: 75-1088 (337 amino acids)
Biological process (GO): stabilization of membrane potential; potassium ion transmembrane transport
Cellular component (GO): plant-type vacuole membrane
Molecular function (GO): potassium ion leak channel activity
Source: RefSeq, a predicted model, not a curated record